AUGGCCUCUACCCGGUCGAGCGCCGACGAAGGCGAGAUUGUCGAAGGGCACCGCGCCGAACAAUCCAAGGCAAAGACACAUGCUGCUCCGGCGGCUUCUGCUCUGCACCGUGAUGGGAACCGCCCCAGUGUUGACCGUCGCGACAGAAACCAUCGAGGGCGAUCACCACGCUCGCCCGAGAGACCGGGCGCCGGAGCCGGUGUCCCGUAUCGCAACCUGUCUCCGCGAGGUCUGAAGCGACAGCGAGACGAUCGGAAUCGUGAUCGCGACCGCUGGGACAAUAGACGUGGCGGCCGGCGGUAUGAAGACGAAUCAGUGCGUGACCGUCGCGACCGUGAACUUCGAUAUGACGACACGGGCAACAGAGGAAAGAGACAGCGCACCCGCAGCCGCUCUCCGCCUCCGCCAGCCGACCGUGGAAACAAUGGCCGGGGCUGGAACGACCGCAGUCGACAAGACCGUGGACGUGACGGCGGACGUGACGGCGGCCGCGACCGAGACUGGGGCGACCGUUCUGGUCGGCGCCCGUACGAUGUGCACCAGGCUGAGUCUGUCCCGGGCCAGGGUCCCCAGCAGCGCAGUGCCCGUUCAGCCGCAGCUGCGGCGGGACUUGCAGGAAAUGGAGUUGCUAAAUCUGUCAAAGGGGUCUCAUUCCACCUGAGCGGCGAGUCCGGUCCUGUCCGUCCUGGAAAGGAAUUGCCCGUGCCGCAAGAUUGGGCAGAACCGGAGCCCAUUGACGAGGAAGCCGAGAUCCGGCGCCGUCGACAGCGCCGAGAGGAAAUCCUGAAAAAGUCUCGCGCCUCCACCCCUCUGCAAGCGGUAUCCAUCCAGGCUGACAAGGCGGCCGCACCCACGGCCGUCGAGUCUAACACGCAGGUGAAAAGUCCGGAGACGGGCAAUAACACGCCUCGUUCAGGUGAGACGCCCAAGCAGUCUGUCGCCGUCGAGGACGCCUUUGCUGACAGUGCCAUAGUCGAUUCUUCCCUGACAAGGGGCGAGGCUGCGGAGUCGGAGGGGCUGCUUGACCUUGCCGACGACCGCGCAUUUAUGGAUGCGCUCGGGAAGCACGCCAUCGGCGACGGUCCCGACGUCGAGGACGGGCCGUCCGCGGCCGACUACGACCCGACGGUCGACAUGGAGAUCGACGAGCGACGGGACGAACUUCGCCACGGACUCACAGCGGCGGUCGAGAUGGACCUGAGCAGCGAAGCUGCAGACGUGACCGCACCAGACACCGGCAACAACGAUGGUGGAGACGACAGCGACGAGGACGACAUGUUUGCGGAAGACUUUGUGGAGAAGAAGUAUGUGGCACCCACGACGACAGCAAACGGGACGGCAGAUACGGCAGCAGCCAAGGACGCAGCCGCUGCAGCAGCGCCAGCCAACGGCGGAGGCAUCCUGGAGGGCGACGACCAGCAGGGCUACUACAAGAUCCGACCGGGCGAGGUGCUGGACGGACGAUACCAGGUGCUGACGGCGCUAGGUAAGGGCAUGUUCUCGGGAGUGGGGCGAGCGCGAGACAUUGCGAGCGCAGACGGCAAGCGAGAGGUAGCGAUCAAGAUCAUGCGCAACAACGAUGCGCUGCGCAAAGGCGGCUACACGGAGAUUGCCAUCCUGGAGAAGCUCAACGAGGCAGACGCGAACGACAAGAAGCACAUUGUGCGGUUUGAGCGGGCGUUUGACUACCGCGGACACCUGUGCAUGGCGUUUGAGAACCUGUCGAUGAACCUGCGCGAGGUGCUGAAGAAGUUUGGCAACAACGUGGUAAUCAACCUGACCGGCGUGCGCGUGUUUGCUUACCAGAUCUUCGUGGCGCUGGCACACAUGCGGCGUUGCAGCAUCAUCCACGCGGACCUGAAGCCGGACAACAUCCUCGUUAACGAGACGCGCACGGCGCUUAAGAUCUGCGACUUGGGCACGGCCAUCGACCGGUCCGACGCCGUCACGGCACACAACGAGAUCACGCCCUAUCUCGUCAGUCGUUUCUACCGCGCACCCGAGAUCAUCCUCGGCAUGCCCUACGACCAUGCCAUUGACAUGUGGUCCAUCGGCUGCACCCUCUACGAGCUCUACACCGGAAAGAUCCUCUUCGCCGGCGAGAGCAACAACCAGAUGUUGCGCGCCAUCAUGGAGAUCCGCGGCAAGAUCAGCGCAAAGCUGUACCGUCGCGGCGACCUCUGGCCCAUGCACUUUGACGACAUGGGCGGCUUUCUCAGCCAGGAGCACGACAAGUUCCAGGCCAAGACAACAGUCAAAACGCUCACGGUGAUCAAACCGACACGUGAUCUUCGCACUCGCCUCUUGGCCGCUUCGGCUGGCAUGGACGACGCCGAGACCAAGGAACUGAAUCAGUUCCACGACCUGUUGGACCGCUGCCUCAGCCUGAACCCGGACAAGCGGAUCCUGCCUGGCGAUGCGCUCAAGCACCCAUUCUUCACCCAGCGGUCAGCUCGGUAA
This is a messenger RNA of Grosmannia clavigera kw1407, 2460 nucleotides long. RefSeq names its product serine/threonine-protein kinase. Bases 1 to 2460 code for a protein of 819 amino acids. Gene Ontology annotation, molecular function: ATP binding; protein serine/threonine kinase activity. The record is from RefSeq and is a predicted model, not a curated record. Gene Ontology annotation, biological process: peptidyl-serine phosphorylation; mRNA cis splicing, via spliceosome; peptidyl-threonine phosphorylation. The transcript has 3 exons. NCBI's taxonomy places the organism in Eukaryota, Fungi, Ascomycota, Sordariomycetes, Ophiostomatales, Ophiostomataceae.